AUGCAGAGAAACCAGUCUGAAAUAACCGAGUUUAUCCUUCUGGGAUUUGGGGAACUUCAUCAUCUUAAAUUCUUCCUGGUCCUGGCAUUUUUACUGAUCUACAUUUUGACCAUGGUCUCCAAUUUCCUCACCAUUCUUCUAAUACUGACUGAUCAGCACUUGCACACACCCAUGUAUUUCUUCCUGGGGAACUUGUCCUGCUUGGAGAUGAUGUACAGUUCAACUAUUCUGCCCAAGAUGCUAUCUGCUCUUGUGACAGAGGACAAAGCUAUUUCCAUUAAGGGUUGCUUUACGCAGUUUUAUUUUGGCUCCUUUUUGGUUUGUACAGAAUGCUAUCUCCUCUCUGUGAUGUCUUAUGAUCGUUUCUUAGCAAUAUGCAAACCUUUACAUUAUGCAACACUGAUGAAUGGUAAGGUCUGUGUCCAGUUAGCAGGGAGCUCUUGGAUCAAUAGCAUUGCAGUCAUCUCUAUAUAUUUGGGCUUGAUGUUACAACUACGGUACUGCGGACACAAUGAAAUAGAUCAUUUCUUUUGUGAAGCUCUGCCACUGGUAAAACUAUCCUGCAGUGAUACAUUUCUUGUGAAACUUGUCACCUUUGCUGUGGCAUUUAUAAUCACUUUCCCUCCUUUUAUUUCAACCUUGGUCUCCUAUAUAUAUAUUAUUGCUGCCAUCCUGAGGAUCCCUUCCACCACUGGGAGACAAAAGGCUUUUUCCACCUGCUCUUCCCACCUGAUUGUUGUCUCUAUAUUCUAUGGGGCCAUAUUUAUCGUCUAUCUGAUACCAAAAACUGACAGUGUGAGAUAUUUCAAUAAAAUAUUUUCUCUUUUGUACACAGUCCUGCCCCCUUUACUUAACCCCCUCAUAUAUAGCCUGAGGAAUAAAGAUGUAAAGGAUGCAAUGAGAAAGGCUGCUGGGAAGAUUUUGAAAGUGAAAUGCAUGCAUCAGAAAUUCAAAAUUUAA
Molecule: messenger RNA, 960 nt
Organism: Lacerta agilis (Sand lizard)
Lineage: Eukaryota; Metazoa; Chordata; Lepidosauria; Squamata; Lacertidae
Product: olfactory receptor 1019-like
Exons: 1
Coding region: 1-960 (319 amino acids)
Biological process (GO): G protein-coupled receptor signaling pathway
Cellular component (GO): membrane
Molecular function (GO): G protein-coupled receptor activity; olfactory receptor activity
Source: RefSeq, a predicted model, not a curated record